AUGGUUGACUGGUCCUCCGGUGUGUUCUGUGUCCAGCUGCUCCACAUGAAGAGUAACAAAUACCUGACGGUGAACAAACGUCUGCCGGCGCUGCUGGAGAAGAACGCCAUGCGCGUCACGCUGGACGCCACGGGGAACGAAGGCUCCUGGCUCUUCAUCCAGCCCUUCUGGAAGCUCCGCGCCAACGGAGACAACGUGGUGGUCGGAGAUAAAGUCAUCCUGAAUCCGGUAAACGCCGGUCAGCCGCUGCACGCCUCCAACUACGAGCUGAGCGACCAUCCGGGGUGUAAAGAGGUGAACUCUGUGAACUGCAACACCAGCUGGAAGAUCAACCUGUUCAUGAUGUUCAGUGACCACCGGGAGGAGGUCCUCAAAGGAGGCGAUGUUGUGCGUUUGUUCCACGCUGAGCAGGAGAAGUUUCUGACCUGUGACGAGUACAAAAGUAAACUACACGUUUUCCUGCGAACGACACUGAGGCAGUCGGCGACGUCUGCGACCAGCUCCAACGCUCUGUGGGAGGUCGAGGUUGUCCAUCAUGACCCGUGUCGUGGGGGGGCGGGGCACUGGAACAGUCUGUACCGGUUCAAACACCUGGCCACGGGGAACUACCUGGCUGCAGAGGAGAACCCGGGGUACAAAGGAGACAACCUGGAGCUGUCGGCCUCGACGGACGGGGGCCGCAGCAACAAGCGCUCUCAGGGUGAACGGAUCAAGUACAAGCUGGUGGUGGUGCCUCACGGGAACGACAUCGCCUCGCUGUUCGAGCUCGACUCCACCACGCUGCAGAAGAACGACUCCUUCGUGCCGCGAAACUCGUUUGUUCGACUGAGACACCUGUGCACGAACACGUGGAUCCAGAGCACGAACGUUCCCAUCGAUAUCGACGAAGAACGACCCAUCAGACUCAUGUUGGGGACGUGUGCCACAAAAGAAGACAAGGAGGCGUUCGCCAUCGUCUCGGUUCCGGUCAUGGAGAUCCGGGAUCUGGACUUCGCCAACGAUGCCAGCGCCAUGCUGAGCACCAUGGUGGACCAGUUCAGCUCGGGCUUCAUCAGCCAGAACGACCGAAAGUUCGCCAUCAAGCUGCUGGAGGACGUGGUUUUCUUCGUGGCCGACGUCAUUAACAGCGGCCAGCCGGUUCUGGACAUCAUCAUGACCAAACCCAACCGAGAGCGUCAGAAACUGAUGAGAGAACAGAACAUCCUCAAACAGAUCUUUGGCAUCCUGAAGGCCCCCUUUAAGGACCGAGGAGGCGGCGAGGGACCUCUGCUGUGUCUGGAGGAGCUGGCGGACCAGAAGAACGCUCCGUUCCAGUACAUGCUGAGACUCUGCUACAGAGUCCUGAGACACUCGCAGGACGACUACCGCAAGAACCAGGAGCACAUCGCCAAGCAGUUCGGCGUGAUGCAGAGUCAGAUCGGUUACGACAUCCUGGCCGAAGACACGAUCACCGCUCUGCUGCACAACAACCGCAAACUGCUGGAGAAGCACAUCACCAAGACCGAGGUGGAGACCUUCGUCAGCCUGGUCCGAAAGAACCGGGAGCCCAGGUUUCUGGACUACCUGUCAGACCUGUGCGUGUCCAACAACGUGGCCAUCCCCGUCACGCAGGAGCUCAUCUGUAAAUGUGUGCUGGAACCCAAAAACCAGGACAUCCUCAUCAAAACCGAGCGCCGCGUGUCCAAAGAUGCUCACUCUGGUGGCGAUCAGGGAGACUACAUUGGGAUGGACGACUAUGGAGACGAAGACGAGGUGUGGCUGGUCUGGACUGAUAAGACCAACGAGAAACAGGAGAAGAGCAUCAGGCAGCUGGCCCAGGAGGCAAGACAAGGAAACGCUCACGAUGAGAACGUCCUCACCUACUACAGGUACCAGCUGAAGCUCUUCGCCCGCAUGUGUCUGGACCGUCAGUACCUGGCCAUCGAUGAGAUCUCCAAGCAGCUGGACGUGGAGCUCAUCUUCCUCUGCAUGAUGGACGAGACGCUGCCCUUUGACCUGCGGGCAUCUUUCUGUCGCCUCAUGCUGCAUGCCCACGUGGACCGCGACCCCCAGGAGCUGGUGACCCCUGUCAAGUUCGCUCGCCUGUGGACCGAGAUCCCCACUUCCAUCACCAUCAAAGAUUAUGAUUCCAACUUGAACGACAGCAGAGACAACAAGAAGAACCGUUUCGCCAACACCAUGGUGUUCAUGGAGGAGUAUCUGAACAACGUUCUCAACGACGAGCUGCCGUUCCACAACGAGGAGAAAAACAAACUCACAUACGAGGUGGUGAGUUUGGCCAGACAUCUGAUCUAUUUUGGGUUCUACAGUUUCUUUGAGCUUCUCAGGCUCACCAGGACUCUGCUGGGGAUUAUCGACUGUCGGCCCAACCCUGCGCAUGGCAGCCUUGUGUUCCACGAGGAGGGAUCAGGGAAGAAUGUGAAGCGCUCCAUACACGGGAUGGGCCAGAUCAUGUCCACUAUGGUCCUCAACAGGAAGCAGUCCAUAUUUGGAGGCGGAGGAGCCAGAGGGGCGGGGCUUGGGGCGGGAUUUGCGCUUGAAGGACAGAGAGGCAGUAAAGACAGUCUUGACAAGAUGGACCUGACAGUGAUGGACACCAAACUGAAGAUCCUAGAAAUUUUACAGUUCAUCCUGAACGUCCGUCUGGAUUACCGCCUCUCCUUCCUGCUGUCCGUCUUUAAGAAGGAGUUUGUGGACGUUUAUCCUAUGGCUGAAGCCGACGCCACGACUAACACGGAGCAGGCCGCCACCAUCAACCUGCAGCACAUUGGAGAGCAGGCGGAGGCCAUGUUUGGAGUCGGGAAGGGGAACAGCAUCCUGGAGGUGGACGAUGAAGGGGGUCGAAUGUUCCUGCGGGUUCUGAUCCACCUGACGAUGCAUGACUACGCCCCCCUGGUGUCCGGAGCGCUGCAGCUGCUCUUCAGACACUUCAGCCAGAGACAGGAAGUGCUGCACACCUUCAAACAGGUCCAGCUGCUGAUCACGGGUCAGGACGUGGACAACUACAAGCUGAUCAAGGCGGACCUGGACCGGCUCCGGACCCUGGUGGAGAAGUCUGAACUGUGGGUGGAGAAGAAGAACUCAGGUGGAGGAGAUGGAAAGAAGGACAAGAAGGAGGGGGGGGCAGAGAGUACGUCGCCAAAGGAGAAGCUGGAAAAAGGUAACGAGAGCUACCAGAACGUCAAGGAGAUCCUGGAGCGGCUGAAUAAAAUGUGCAGCAGUGGAGCUUACAGGAAGCAGCAGAGGCUGCUGAAGAACAUGGGGGCUCAUAAAGUCAUGCUGGACCUGCUUCAAGUCUCCUACGACAAGAACGACGUGAAGAUGCAGGAGAUCAUCAGGCACGCUCACCUGUUCCUGCAGAAGUUCUGCACGGGGAACCAGGAGAACCAGGCUCUGCUGCACAAGAACCUGGCCCUGUUCCUGAACCCUGGGCUGCUGGAGGCGGAGACGGUGCAGCACAUCUUCUGCAACAACUACCAGCUGUGCAGCGAGAUCUCCGAGAGCGUCCUGCAGCACUUCAUCCACUGCCUGGCCACGCACGGGCGCCACGUCCAGUACCUCAACUUCCUGCACACCAUCAUCAAGGCCGAGGGCAAGUACGUGAAGAAGUGCCAGGACAUGAUCAUGACGGAGUUGACGAACGCCGGUGAGGACGUAGUUGUCUUUUACAACGAUAAAACUUCUUUCAACGUCAUGUUGGAGCUGAUGGCCGAGAGCAGGGAGGGAGUUGGAGAGAACAGCCCGCUCAGGUACCACAUCUCUCUGGUGGAGCUGCUGGCUGCCUGCGCCGAGGGGAAGAACGUCUACACGGAGAUCAAAUGCACGUCUCUGCUGCCGCUGGAGGACGUGGUCCGAGUGGUGACGCACGAGGACUGCAUCACAGAGGUGAAGGUCGCCUACGUGAACUUCGUGAACCACUGCUACGUGGACACAGAGGUGGAGAUGAAGGAAAUCUACACGUCCAACCACAUCUGGAAGCUGUUCGAGGACUUCACCGUGGACAUGGCUCGGGUUUGUAAUAAACGAGAGAAGCGACUCACCGAUCCGACCCUGGAGAAGUACAUCAUCAACGUGGUGUUUGACACCGUCAACGCCUUCUUCAGCUCUCCUUUCUCUGAGAACAGCACGUCUCUGCAGACCCAUCACACCAUCGUGACGCAGCUCCUCCAGUCUUCCGUCAGACUCUUGGACUGUCCCUGGCUGCAGACGCAGCACAGAGGACAGGUGGAGGUCUGCAUCAAGACGCUCGCUAUGACAGCCAAGGCCCGGUCCAUCUCGCUCCCUCUGGAGCUGGAGGCUCAGAUCAACAACGUUCUGUCCAGCUCCGCUCUGAAUUCUCAGAGCCGCUCCAACCCCAACGCCAAGUCCCUGUCCCGCUCCACCAGACCCAUGGCACCUAGCAACCCCUGGGACUACAAGAACAUCAUCGAGAAGCUGCAGGACAUCAUCAACACUCUGGAGGAGCGUCUGAAGCCGCUGGUGAACGCCGAGCUGUCCGUGUUGGUCGACGUCCUCCAUCAGCCCGAGCUGCUCUUCCUGGAGGGAACAGACGCCCGGCAGCGCUGCGAGUCCGGAGGUUUCAUCUCCAAGUUGAUCCAGCACACGAAGGCUCUGAUGUCCUCGGAGGAGAAGCUGUGCAUCAAAGUCCUGAGGACGCUGCAGGAGAUGCUCAUCAGGACGCUGGACUUUGAUGAAAAGGGGAUUUCUCUUCGUAAAGUUUUGCUGCAGAACUAUUUGUUCCCGAACAAGAAGAACAACCAGAAGAACGACCUGGCUGAACUCGGAGCUGCAGGCGGCGAGCAGGAGCGGGACUGGGCUGCGGUGGCCGCCAUUCAGUGCCGUCUGGACCGAGAAGGAGGAACAAAGCUGUUCACAGAUCUGGUGAUGAGCACCAAGAACGACAAGAUCUUCCAGGAGAGCAUCCAGCUGGCCAUCUGUCUGCUGGAGGGAGGGAACACCGAGAUCCAGAACUCCUUCUACAAGCUGAUGAUGGGCGACAACAAGUCGGAGAAGUUCUUCAAAGUUCUUGACGACAGGAUGAAGGAGGCUCAGAUGGACAUCAAGGCAACGGUUUCUGUGAACGUCAACGAGAUGACCCACAAAGCCAACGAGAAGGAGCUGGAGCACGGUGGUUCCACAACACUGGUACUUCCUGGUUCAGGAGGUCACCCUCUGUUGGUCCAGGGUCAGUCCAUCGCCACGGUAACCGGCGCCUCUGCCCUGCCGGUUCAGCCAGACGCCGAGCAGCAGGAGGUGGAGACGGAGAUGGGCCCAGCCGUCACCAUCAUGAAGCCGAUCCUGAGGUUCCUGCAGCUGCUGUGUGAGAACCACAACCAGGACCUGCAGAACUUUCUGCGUGUCCAGAACAAUAAGGCCAACUACAACCUGGUGUGUGAGACUCUGCAGUUCCUGGACAUCAUGUGUGGCAGCACCACGGGCGGACUGGGCCUGCUGGGCCUCUACAUCAACGAGUCCAACGUCCACCUCAUCAUCCAGACCCUGGAGACCCUCACAGAGUACUGCCAGGGGCCGUGCCAGGAGAACCAGACGUGCAUCGUGACCCACGAGUCCAACGGCAUCGACAUCAUCACGGCUCUGAUCCUGAACGACAUCAGCCCUCUGUGUCACUACCGCAUGGAGAUGGUUCUGCAGCUGAAGGACAACGCCUCCAAGCUGCUGCUGGCUCUGAUGGAGAGUCGCCACGACAGCGAGAACGCCGAGCGGAUCCUCUUCAACCUGCGGCCGCGGGAGCUGGUGGAGGUGAUAAAGAAGGCCUACCAUCAGGAGAGCGAGUGUGAGGACGUGGAGGUGGAGGUGUCUCCUCGGGAGGUGGGACACAACAUCUACAUCCUGGCUCAGCAGCUGGCGAGACACAACAAAGUCCUCCAGAACCUCCUGAAGCCUCUGAAGAAGAACCAGGAAGGAGAGGAGGGCAUCUCCUCCAUGCUGAACCUGAACAACCGGCCUCUGUCCCAGAUGCUGAAGUCCUCUGUUCCGGCUGACGUGGUGGAGCAGGACCCUCUGGAGCACUACAGCCAGCUCACCGCACAGAUAGAG
Nematolebias whitei (Rio pearlfish) is the source of this 6057-nucleotide messenger RNA. It is a transcript of the gene itpr3, whose product is annotated as inositol 1,4,5-trisphosphate receptor, type 3. Gene Ontology annotation, cellular component: membrane; endoplasmic reticulum. Lineage: Eukaryota; Metazoa; Chordata; Actinopteri; Cyprinodontiformes; Rivulidae. The record is from RefSeq and is a predicted model, not a curated record. Gene Ontology annotation, molecular function: inositol 1,4,5-trisphosphate-gated calcium channel activity; inositol 1,4,5 trisphosphate binding. Gene Ontology annotation, biological process: calcium ion transmembrane transport.